AUGACCGAAUGUGAAAUCGAUCCAUCCACUCUUCCAAAAUGUGAUGAUCUUUUCCGGGCUAUCGAGGCUCAAUUCGAAGCCUCUCAGAUCCCUAGCGAUAAAUGGUACCUCACAGCUCUGAGCGCCUUGACCACGACCCCCGAUCCCCAUUUGGCAGAUCAGCUCUAUGUAUACCUGACUAGCACACCUGCAUACUCGACGGUCAAUGCGCGCCAGACCCUCAUACAGCGUAUGCGAGAGACAUUGUUCAAAAAUAUUGCGCUUCUUGGUCUUCCAAAACCCGCCGAAGCUCUUAUUUCUAUCAGUCGGGUCGAGCUUAAGGAAGAUGGUAUAACUCAGACCUUCACUCGCGAGGGAUGGCAGCGCGACGAUGGCAAUCGCACGCGUGGGAUUCAAUGGCUGAACAAAAUUUAUGCUCAUAACGCGGAAGAUUUAUUUGAUCUGUUCCAAAGGCAUCGGGAUUGGCAAUUUUGGAUUGGUGAGAUUGCUUAUGGGCUACAUCUAUCAGAUCGCCAAGUCUUGGAUGAUAUAGACACUGAAUUGGUUGUUCUACCAGCAGUUAUGGGACAGAAUCUUCCUAGAGAAUCAUACUGGCAUAUACGAGGCUUAAGGAGACUUGGGAUCUCCAAGGAAGACAUUCAGAUGAUUUGUGAUUGUGUACAUAAAGUGGCUCAAUUCUGUGGAGUCAAGUUGGAUCGUGUUCCCUCAGUUGAGAAGGUCGACGCAGACAUAUCCAACGACAGCGACCCAUGA
This is a messenger RNA of Penicillium angulare, 753 nucleotides long. RefSeq lists its product as uncharacterized. The record is from RefSeq and is a predicted model, not a curated record. Bases 1 to 753 code for a protein of 250 amino acids. Lineage: Eukaryota; Fungi; Ascomycota; Eurotiomycetes; Eurotiales; Aspergillaceae. The transcript has a single exon.